AUGGAAUCACGACAGCAACACGCUCAACACAUUUCUAAAAAGAAAGUCGUAUUUCAGUGCUGCCUGGGAAUACGACAAAAAUAUUGGCUAGAAUGGACAACUUGGUUCACUACAGUAACCCAGCGCACGCCAUCUCGCUGCUGAGCAUCCUCAAUGAGCAGCGUCUACGGGGCCAGCUGUGUGACAUUGUGCUGGUGGUGGGGGACCAGCGGUACCAGGCCCACCGGAGCGUCCUGGCCGCCAGCAGUGAGUACUUCCAGUCUCUCUUCUCCAGGAGGGACUCGGAGCAACGCGCCAUGGUCCAGCUGGACUUCUGUGAGCCUGACGCCUUCGAGCUGGUCCUCAACUACAUCUACUCUUCCUCCCUGUUUGUGGACAAGGGCAGCCUGGCUGCCAUCCAGGAACUGGGCUACAGCCUGGGCAUCCCUUUCCUGACCAACAUCAUGGCCAUGAGGCCGCAGGUUUCGUACUGCAUCUCCAGGAAAAGGGUGUCCUUCACAGAUGAGGACGACGGCGGGUAUCCGCAGAGGAGUGUCAUCGUACGUCAGAGCCGCGGCGAAGCCGCCGGGGUCGGUGGCGCUCAUAGCCAGGGCUCGAGCCUGCUGAAGUCGCUGAAGCACGGCCCUUACUCGGCCUCGGAGGAGGAAGCCUCAGCCAUGUCGGUUAAAGAACAAAGCCAGGCCUCUCGACUGUGUCGAGGUAAUGCGGUGGAGAGGAGCGGUGACUUUACAGAUCGUAAUUCCAGCAGGUCCUCGGACGUUCACGACGACAAGUCCAUCAGCUCGGCCACUCCAUCCAUCAUGAAGGGACGGUCAGCACAGAGCACUACGACGUCGGUAAGACCUCAGCUGACCUCCUCUGUGUCGUUCAGCGAGUCCCAAAUACAGCAUGCGAGUUUACUGCCGGAUUCCAGUGUUGACCCUGGAGAGGAACAACCAGAGCCCCAUUACAGCCCCAAAAUGUCCAUCUCGGGCCAGCAGACGGAUCGACACCCACCUGUGGACCGCAGCGGACCCCUCAUUAAAAGCCUGUUGCGGAGGUCCUUGUCCAUGGACAGCCCCGUUCCUAUCUUCUCCCCAGCGCUGGAGCUCAAAGACUCACAGAACAGGGAGCACUCUGUGGUGAAAAUGGCCGCGAAGACGAGCAUGACUACGCCGCUGUCCGCUGACCUGAAGCACCAGGGGUCACAGGACGUGCCACCUUUGAUUCUCAGGGCCAGACACCACAACAUGUACGAGAGGGGGGGCGGUCAGGGAACAGACGUCCAGGUGAAGACCGAGCCCAGCAGUCCACUGGCUGACCCCUCUGAUAUCAUACGUAUCACGGUAGGGGAUAAUCUACCAGUCAACCUCAGAGACCUGCAAAUGAACUUUGAUGAGAACCCCAAAGGCUACUUUAACCAUGCUGGAAAACGCAGGGCAAGGAUGGAUAACUUGAAUAAUCCGUACAAGCGGUCUCGGAUGGCAAACGAACACCAUUUUGCACACAAGGACACUGGACCGGCUAACGUACAGAGCACCUCAAACGCAGAGGAUGGCAGCGAAGAGCCAGGCGAGUUAAGACCAAACAAGAUGUUUAAAUGCUGGAACUGUUUAAAGAUCUUUCGAUCGAAUGCGGGUUUGUAUCGGCACGUGAACAUGUAUCAUAACCCGGAGAAACCGUAUGCCUGCGACAUAUGUCACAAGCGCUUUCACACCAACUUCAAAGUGUGGACCCACUGCCAGACACAGCACGGUGUGGUGCAGAACCCGGCGGCGUCCUCAAGCUCGUACUCGGUACUGGACGAGAAGUUCCAGAGGAAGCUGAUCGACAUUGUGCGCGAGCGUGAAAUCAAGAAGGCCUUGAUCAUGAAGCUCAGGAGAAACAAACAGAAUCUACAGGCUCAGCCCUUCGCCAAAAAGAGCCUGCGAUCAAGGUCGACCUACGUCUGCCCCUACUGCGGGAAGAUGUUCUGGUUCCAGUCGCAGUUCAGGCAGCACCUGAAAAUGCACCCGGUGGAGAACGACAACCCUCAGAUGGACCGAGGAGGCGAGUCUGAGGACAACCAGAACCAGAUGGCUCACUUGAAAGAAAACCAAAGCAAGGACGUGUACCCUUGCAAGCUCUGCAAUGCAAAGCUCUCCUCUCCCAUGGAGCAAGGGGACCACGAGAGAGGCUGCCGACACGCCACUGUCUGUCCGUACUGUGGCCUGCGCUUUUCCAGCCCCACGGUCAAGAGGGACCACGAGGCCCACUGCGACUACAAGAAGCUCACCUGCCUGGAGUGCAUGCGCACCUUCAAGUCCUCCUUCAGCAUCUGGCGCCACCAGGUGGAGGUGCACAACCACAACAUGAUGACCGUCCGGGAGCAGCUGUCGCUCGGCCAGCAGGAGAACCACGGGCAGGAGGAGGACGACGAGGGCGACGGAGACGCGCCGUCUCGGGGGCCGCACCUUCCGCAGCACCACCAGGAGUCGUUGGGCGACAACGCGAGGAAGGAGGCCUUCUACCGCGACUCCUCUUCGCUGCCCAUGUUCGACUCGGAGGACUCGUCGUACAUGCCCGAGGACCUCAGCAUGGGCUCUCACGGCGAGCUGCAGGUGAAGGAGGAGCCCCUGGAGGAGGAGGUGAGCGAGAGGGAGAGCGCAGCCGCCGGGAGCGCUGCUGCCGCCGCCGCCGCCGCCGCCGCCGCCGCAUCGGACGAGCCGGGCGUGUGGCCGUGCGAGAAGUGCGGCAAGCUGUUCAGCUCGCACAAGGACCUGGAGCGCCACCAGGAGCUGCUGUGCCACAUCAAGCCCUUCAUCUGCCACAUCUGCCACAAGGCGUUCCGCACCAACUUCCGCCUCUGGAGCCACUUCCAGUCGCACGUGUCCACGGCGGACGAGCCCUCGGCCGCCAGGGGGGAGCCGGAGCACCGGGAGAUGGAGCACCGGGCGUCGUCGCCGUCCCCCUCGCCGCCUCUGUCCAUUUCCGUCUCGCCGACCAACGCGGCGGCCGCGUCCGUCGUGGCCUCCGAGGAGGAGGAGCAGCAGCAGGGCGGCCCCGUCGCCGCGCCGACCAACAUCCCGGGACCUGAGCAGGAAGGAGCCAGCGGCGACGACGGGCCCUCCUUGUCCAAGCCGGACGGCGCAGAGACGUCUCUCAGCCCUCAGGAAUCCGACACGCUGUUCUACCACGCGCCCACGCUCUCCGCUCUCACCUUCAAGAGGCAGUACAUGUGCAAGCUGUGCCACCGGACCUUUAAGACGGCGUUCAGCCUGUGGAGUCACGAACAGAGUCACAACCGCCUGUGACGGCAGCGCCACCGAUGACCUGCAGUGCCAGAAUGGACGGUUCGACACGGAAGCAAGAUCAGAUUAUCAUUUGAUUUGUUUGUUGUGUUACUUUACACUUAGUCAUGCCGGGUCUGGCUAUUUAUUUGUUCCUCUAAUUUUGUGGAGCUUUAAAGAAUCAUGGUUGUAAUGGUCUCCUCAAUAUCUAUGAAUGUGCACAAAAUGAUACAAAACAGAGACGGGAGAAAGUGAAGGGGUCCUGUUUUGUGUAUCAAAAUGAUCUACAUUAAAGUGGACUAAGUGAGUUUUCCAGCAUGAAAAUGGAAACAGAUACUAUCUAACUUCAACUGAUGAUGUGGGAAAUGAACAGUUUAUUGCAGUUCAGAUGUUUUGCAGUAGUUCUAAUGUACAAAUUAUGGCCUUGGGUUGAACGAGAAUGUGUAUAAAUAUGAAUUUCUUACUUCAUGUGAGUUCUUUCAAUCUGCCUUUGACAUUUUUAGUAUGUUAGGCCUAUGCUUAGGAAAUGUAACGCUUAACCCUUGUACCAAUGAAAAGCCAGCGGUUUAUUCAAAGGAAGUGCUUUAUUUAGGAUUAGUGGUGCAGUUUUAGAUUAACUAAGUGCUCUUGCUUAUGAAUGGUCCGCGUCUUGUGUGCUGGCACAGUAGAUGGGUGUUCUGAAAAAAGGUUGCCUUCGUAAUUAGUGAAUGGAUAACUGCCAUGGUGUAGCAGCCUUUGGUGACUAUUUAACUGACCUAUAGCACUUUUGUCAUGCCUCUACUACUUACUCAGUAACAGCCCAGGUCAUUCACCCGAUUGUCACGUGUUCAUUCAUAUGGCGUGCAGUUCACCUGUGUCAUAUUUGGAGAUCGCUGUUUGGGACCUGCGCUGUCCGCUUUACAAACUUCACUUGGCUAAGCAUCUUCACUCUUUGCAGUCCACAGAUACAAGUUCCCUGCUACUGAAGAGAGGCAUACAAUAACCUAAAAAUUAGAAGUUUUUUUAUAUCUAUAUAUAUAUAUAUAUAUAUACAUUAUAGAUUUGAUAUCAAUAUAUUGUACUUUACUCAAUGGCACUGUUAUCUGUUACGUUGUGCAGAUGUGACCAUAUAAUAUGUCUUAAGAACAAAUUUGUAUAGCUGGCAGGUGGGCUUGACAUUUUGUACAGCGCGUCUGUAUUAUGUGGUGCAUGGUAGUUAUCUCCAGUGCAGUGGAAUUUGUUGCACAAAAUAAUGUGGAAAGAGCCCAUACAUGGUGUUAAAGCAAAAUGCAACAGGGUUAUUUUGUGAUUGGGUGCUUCAUCAGUAAAAUGAUCAUAAAAGUAAGACCUCUUAAAUCCUUUGUUUUUUAGAAAGAGCUGGGAUAUGAACACACAUAUUUGUUUUAUAUAUAGGUCUACUGAUGAUUGUGAUUAUAUUUUCAAAAUGUUUUGCACAAGUAUUAUUCAAGCACAAUGGCAAAAAUACAAUCUCUAGUUUCUGCUCACAAAAGCUAUGAUUUCUGCUUAUUUUUUUACUGAUGAUUAAAAUGAACAUGAAUUGAAGUUAAAUUACUAGGUUUUGCCAUCAUGCAGGUCAGCCUUUACCUCAUAUUAGUUUUGGAUGCUUCUCUAUCAACUAAUUUGGCAAUUCUAUUUAUGGUCACCUCCCAAUUUAUGGUUUCAAAUAGCUUUUUUUUGGAGGGG
This is a messenger RNA of Sardina pilchardus (European sardine), 4931 nucleotides long. It is a transcript of the gene zbtb21, whose product is annotated as zinc finger and BTB domain containing 21. Gene Ontology annotation, biological process: regulation of transcription by RNA polymerase II. Gene Ontology annotation, molecular function: DNA-binding transcription factor activity, RNA polymerase II-specific; protein binding. NCBI's taxonomy places the organism in Eukaryota, Metazoa, Chordata, Actinopteri, Clupeiformes, Clupeidae. The record is from RefSeq and is a predicted model, not a curated record. The transcript is spliced from 2 exons. Bases 93 to 3272 code for a protein of 1059 amino acids. Gene Ontology annotation, cellular component: nucleus.